Molecule: messenger RNA, 1299 nt
Organism: Trichosurus vulpecula (common brushtail)
Lineage: Eukaryota; Metazoa; Chordata; Mammalia; Diprotodontia; Phalangeridae
Product: putative ribosome-binding factor A, mitochondrial
Exons: 7
Coding region: 54-1229 (391 amino acids)
Biological process (GO): rRNA processing
Source: RefSeq, a predicted model, not a curated record
GCCGGGUGUCUAGCGCUCCUGCGUUCGCAGGGAUUGCGGGAGCAGCCGCAGCCAUGUGGGUGGCGUUGGGGCGAUCCCGCUGCUUCUCCCGGACCGGGUCGGAAGCGGGGGUUUGGGGAGGGAGCAGAGCGGCGACGGCCGGAGCCGGGAGUCGGCGGCUGAGCCCCGGGGUCGGCGGAGGCGGCGACAUCGCAGUGCCCGGCCUCAUUCGGGGCAGUCCCCAGUGUCGGGGCCUGCACGGGUCGCCCGUCGCCUGCGGCAAUAAGAAUUUGCUCAAGAAAUUUGCUUCGAAAACCAAAAAGAAGUUCUGGUAUGAAAGCCCUUCCCUGGGAACUCACCUUACACACAAUCCAUCCAGCUUGGAAAGUCUAAUGAAACGUACUUCAAAGAAGACUAGGAAAGAAGACAGCAUACGAAAGAGGGCCCUGGAUGGCGUUCUUUAUCAAGCAUUGUCAGAGUUGAUCUCUACCUUUGAAGUGAAUGAAGAUGUCCAUGAUCUCAAUGUGGAAUUUUCUAAGGUAUCUCUUGCCCCAGAUUUCUCAGCCUGUCGUGUGUAUUGGAAGACAUCCCUCUCCGCUGAGCAGAAUGACCACACAGAAGCAGUUUUACAGAAGAGUGCGUCACGUUUCAGGCAUCUUUUGAUUGCCCAUCAAGUCCUAAGAAAUGUUCCUCCAAUAGUAUUUAUUCGUGAUAAAGAAAGUGCGGCAAUAGCAGAAGUAAAUCGGUUACUGGAAAUUGCUGAUUUUGGACCCUCUGAUGAAAAAGAUUUGACACCAAGUGAUCCAAGUGAACUUAAAGCUUCAGGACCCUCUAUGUCAUCUCAUGUGUCAGAAUUCACCAUUCAGCCAAGUCUCUUUGGAAUUGACCAUGAGGCACUCCACAAACAGAUAAUGGAGUACAAAAGAAACAAAGGGAAACGACAAGAAAGUGUAAGUGUUGGAAGUGCUGAGCAAGAGCAGGAGCAGGUAUCUAUGCUGCAGAAGCAAAUGAAGAAGAAAAUGAAGAAGGCAAAGCGUCCCAUGGAUGAUGACAUUACCCCCCAGGAAUAUUUUCUCAACAGAUAUUAUGAUAAUCAGCUGGACAAGGAUGAUACAUUUUUUGAAGAACAUAAACCAGAGUAUGAACUGCAGGAAUCAUUAGAGAAAUUAGAGUUAGAGGAUAAUAAUGUUUGUAAGGAGCAGAGUUCAUUAACUACAGGUCUUGAAGAAAAUAAACUUAAGAAAUGUUAACUUUUCUGAUGGUUUUUUAAAAAAUUUGGUUUGGUUUGCUAUUUAACAUUAAACUGGUCCUAAAGAUCUA